AUGGCGUCGUCGGCGGCGGCGGUGAAGGUGGGGAGCCGGCCGCCGUGGGUGGGGCUGGGGGCGGCGGUGUGGGUGCAGGUGGCGGCGGGGAGCGCCUUCGCCUUCCCUCUCUACUCCCCCUCCCUCAAAUCCGUUCUGGGAUUCAACCAGCAGCAGCUAACCAUCCUCGGCGUCGCCAACGACAUCGGGGAGAACGUCGGCACCCUCCCGGGGAUGGCCUCCAACAGGUUCCCCCCAUGGGUGGUUCUCCUCGUCGGAGCUCUCUGCGGCUUCUUCGGAUUCGGCGUGCUCUACCUUGCUGUCAGCGAGACCGUCACCAACGUGCCCUACUGGCUGGUGAGCAUCCAGCCGCUGCUCUAUCUCUCUAUCUCUCUAUCUAUCUAUCGAGGAUUUGUUCGCGCUGUUCUUGGGGAUGACGGAUCCUUUCGGUUCUUCUCUCUGGAUCUCGUUCUGGAUGUCAAUGCCUCUCGGGAAAUUCCCCUUCGCAUUGCCCUAACCACUCCGUUCUCGAGAGGUUUGUGCACAGUAAUUUGGGGAAACCAGAUCUGUCGGGUUCGAAGAUUCAUCCUGGAUCAGAAUGGGACAACCUGGUUCCACAGUGCUCAUACGAUGAUGCAUCUUCUUCUUCCCUUUUUUUAAAUUUUUUCUUUUACUGAAUUAUUCGGCCGGACGAGGAAAAUUUGUGGAUGGGCGAGUCCCCAGUUUGAACCAGAAGAUCCCACGUCUUCCCUGCUCUUGGACUGCUCAUCAGCAGUUCUUCAAUUCUUCUGAUGUAAAUCCUGAGAACAAAAUUCAAGUGAGAGUUGACGAUAUUCCUGCUUUUCUGUUUCUCAGAUCCUCGUGUCUCUGCGAGUUGAUCCUCGUUCAUGUGUCUGAAAUUUCCUGGAUGAACUUUACUGUCACUAACCUCAACAAUUUAGGAUACCCACUUCGUGUUUAUGCUUCCCCUGGUGUUCUUGCUGCUCAAAUCCUUGCUUAUUCGUCAAUCUCUGCGAUUCUGAGUCACACCUUCUUCUUCCUGCUUCCCCCUUCUUCUUCUUCUUCGUUCUCGAAAUGACAGAUCUCUCUGAUACCCUGAUUGUUCCACGGCAGCUGUGGCUCGCUCUGGUGGUGGCCACCAACAGCAGCGCGUGGCUGGGGACGGCGGUCCUGGUGACGAACAUGAGGAACUUCCCCCUCAGCAGGGGCACCGUCGCCGGCAUCCUCAAGGGCUACAUCGGCCUCAGCGCAGCAGUCUACACGGUGAUCUAUUCGGGAGUUCUCCACAGCUCCGCCACCAAGCUCCUGCUGCUCUUCUCGCUGGGGAUUCCGGUGAUAUGCAUCUCUCUCAUGUACCUGGUCCGGCCCUGCGUCCCCGCCAUGGGAGAAGACGCCUCCGAGCACGGCCACUUCCUCUUCGUGCAGAUCGCCAGUGUUCUCCUGGGCCUCUACCUCCUCACCAUCACGGUCCUGGAGGACCUCCUCGCCAUCCCCGACUGGAUCUCCUACACCUUCGUGGCGGUGAUGGUGGUGAUGCUCCUCGCCCCGCUCGCCGUCCCCCUGAAGAUGACGCUCUUCCCGGCUCCCGGUAGGAGGAAGAAGAGCGGCGGCUUUGUCGGUCCGUCUGGCUCGUCGGAGCGGCUGGUCUCUUCCGGGGGGGACUCGGACAAGUCAGAGCCGCUGCUGCUGCCGGCGUCGUCAUCGGCGGCGAACCUCGGGAGCUUCAUGGAGGGGGAGGAUGAUUCUUCAGACGUGAGCAUCCUGCUCGCCGAGGGCGAGGGAGCGGUGAGGAGGAAGAAGAGGAGGCCCCGGCGGGGGGAGGAUUUUGAGUUCCGGGAGGCCCUGGUGAAGGCGGAUUUCUGGCUCCUCUUCUUCGCCUACUUCCUCGGCGUCGGCUCCGGGAUCACGGUGCUCAACAACCUGGCGCAGAUCGGAGUUGCUGCCGGCGAGGAGGACACCACCAUCCUCCUCUGCCUCUUCAGCUUCUGCAACUUCCUCGGCCGCCUCCUCGGCGGCGUCAUCUCCGAACACUUUGCCAGGUGAUCGAUCUAUCGAUCAUCAUCAUCGUCAUCUUCUUCUUCUUCUUCUUCUUCGUCUUCGUCUUCUUCAUCUUCUUCCAAAUGGGGAUCAUCUCAUCAUCAUCAUCUUCCUUUUCUCCAUUUUCUUCUUUUUCUAGAUCGGGAUCAUCUCAUCGUCUUCUUCUCUGUAGGUCGAGGAUGCUGCCGAGGCCGGCGUGGAUGGCGGCGACGCAGGUGCUGAUGGCGGCGGCGCACGGGCUCUUUGCCUUCGCUCUCAGGGGGACGUUGUACGCCUCCACCGCAAUCCUGGGCACCUGCUACGGGUUCCAAUUCUCGGUGAUGAUCCCCACCGCCUCCGAGCUCUUCGGCCUGAAGCACUUCGGCGUCAUCUACAACUUCAUGAUCCUCGGCAACCCCCUCGGGGCCCUGCUCUUCUCCGGCUUCCUCGCCGGCUACGUCUACGACCGAGAGGUCGCCAAUCAAGCCGGCGGCUCCGCCGGCAGCUCCAGCGGAACCUGCCUCGGCGGCGGGUGCUUCAGGCUCACCUUCGAGGUCCUGGCCGCUGUCUGCGUGCUGGGCUCCGUCCUGAGCACCAUCCUCACCCUCCGGACCAGGUCCGUCUACUGCAUGCUCUACUCCGGCGGCUCUUUCCGGAUGCCGCCCCCCUCGCCGCCGCUGCACUGA
This is a messenger RNA of Spirodela intermedia, 2681 nucleotides long. NCBI's taxonomy places the organism in Eukaryota, Viridiplantae, Streptophyta, Magnoliopsida, Alismatales, Araceae. The record is from the annotation of a GenBank genome assembly.